This is a messenger RNA of Linum trigynum, 3516 nucleotides long. The record is from the annotation of a GenBank genome assembly. NCBI's taxonomy places the organism in Eukaryota, Viridiplantae, Streptophyta, Magnoliopsida, Malpighiales, Linaceae.
UUUGACUUUAAUUUUGAUAGAAAUUUGUUAGUAAAUUUUUUAAGACAAAAACCCGUGGGUACCCAUGAACCCGCGGAUACCCAGCGGGUUGGGUUGGGUUUGAGUUUUUCAAACCCAGUGGAUUUUACCCCGGGUUUUUUUCACGGAUAAACCCAUGGAUUUGGGUUUGGCAAAACCCAACCCAACCCGACCCAUUGUCAUCCCUACCGACAACCAACCCCGGCAAAUAAAAACAAAACCCAUUCAUUUUGAUAAUAUUUAUUAUUAUUUUAUUCUGUUCGCCGGUCUCCUCCCUCUUGUAUUUGCCAUUUGCCAAAAAUGCCGCUCUUGAAUCUUUCUUUCCCUCCUCGCCGCUCUCUCUCUCUCUCCGUCCUUCCGUUCCUCCUCCUUCGUACAAUCAGCCGUCCAGCACUUUCUCUCUCUGCCGCAUUCAUUUUCUGUUCAAAAUUUGUUUUCCGUUUCCCUCCGCCUCGCCUGCCAUCCGUUUCGCUCGCAACCACCACCUGAUAUCUCUCCUCCCUCAGAUCUUUCUUCCACUCUCUCAGCAUCAUCUAGUUAAUCCCAAUCAUUUCUUCGCCCCAAUUCCCAUGGCCGAGCACUAAUUUCACUUCUUCCGCACCUUCAUAGCACUUCCGCAGCGUGUUACUGUGUAUACUUCGACUGCUUGCUUGUUUCGUUCAGAGAGAGACGCAGAAAGAGCUGAAUUCGCGUUAAUUUUGACCAUCCUGAUUGAAGUUAUGCCUAGUAUUCGAGCUCCGGCUGCGAAGAAAGCUACUACGCUCACUGUUGCUGUCAAGUGCAGGCCGUUAGCUGAGAAAGAGCGCGGCCGUAACAUCGUCCGUUUCAGUGACAGUCAUGCGGUUCGUGUCUUAGAUCCCGACUUGUCCAAGGACUAUCUGGAUCGAGUACAGCAUCGGACCAAAGAGAAGAGCUAUUGCUUCGAUCACGCCUUCGGUCCUGACUCGGCCAACUCGGAGGUUUAUAAAACCUGUAUAUCGUCGGUGAUCUCUGGGGUUGUUCAAGGUCUGAAUGCUACCGUGUUUGCCUAUGGUUCAACCGGAAGCGGGAAGACUUAUACGAUGGUGGGGAAGCCGGAUGACCCUGGACUUAUGGUUCUCAGCCUGCAUACUAUUUUUGAUCUCAUUAAAAGUGAUAAGGACACUGAUGAAUUUGAUGUUACAUGCUCCUAUUUGGAAGUCUACAAUGAAGUUAUCUAUGAUCUACUUGAGAAAUCAUCAGGUCACCUUGAACUUCGUGAAGACCCAGAACAAGGAAUUGUUGUUGCUGGGCUGAAAUGCAUUAAGGUUCAUUCAGCUGAUAAGAUUCUUGAACUAUUGAACUUGGGAAAUAGUAGAAGAAAAACAGAAAGCACGGAGGCCAAUGCCACAUCCUCAAGGUCACAUGCUGUCUUAGAGAUUACUGUGAAAAGAAGGCAAAGAAACAAGUAUCGAGAUCAGAUCAUGAAAGGAAAACUAGCACUUGUAGAUCUUGCUGGUAGUGAACGCGCUUCUGAAACAAAUAAUGUGGGCCAAAAGCUAAGAGAUGGGGCUAAUAUUAACCGUUCCCUCCUAGCUUUGGCAAACUGCAUUAAUGCUCUGGGAAAACAACAGAAGAAGGGUCUUGCAUAUGUCCCUUACCGUAACAGCAAAUUGACCCGGAUUCUUAAAGAUGGCCUGAGUGGUAAUUCACGGACCGUCAUGGUUGCUACAAUAUCUCCAGCUGAAAGUCAGUAUCAUCAUACCAUCAACACUUUGAAAUAUGCUGAUCGUGCAAAGGAAAUAAAGACACAUAUUCAGAAAAACGUUGGCACAGUGGAUACCCAUGUGUCAGAUUAUCAGAGAAUGAUUGAUAGUCUUCAGAUUGAAGUUUGCCGCUUGAGAAAAGAAUUGGCCGAAAAGGAAUCACAACUGACUUCCAAACCGAGAGAAAAAGUUGAAGAUGAUGAGUUAUCUUGGUUAGAUAGCUUGAGCCGUGAAACAAGUGAAAAUGUUCAGGAGCGGAUAAACUUACAGAAGGCUUUGUUCGAGCUUGAAGAAACUAACCUUCGUAACCGCAUUGAACUCCAGGAGCUUGACGAGGCAGUUGCAAAGCAGCAGACUGUUGAAAAAGAAGGGAGAGUUGUGGCGGCACUGAGGUCUAGGCGACAAGUAAUUCUUGAUAAUAUCCGUGACAAUGAUGAGGCUGGUGUCAACUACCAGAAGGAUGUUGAAGCUAACGAGAAACGUCGGUGCCAACUCCAAGAGAUGAUCGAGGAGGCCAUUAGCAAUCAUGGGAAUAAGACCUACUUGCGGAUACUUAACCAGUACAGACUUCUGGAAAUGGGUAAUACUGAGCUCCAGUUUGGAGUCGCGAUGAGAGAUCAAAUCAUCCACAACCAACGGGAAGCUCAAAGGAACCUGUGGAACUUGCUCAUGGGAUUAGGGCUAGAUGAAAAACGUGUGCUGGAACUCGCUGCCAAGCAGGGGAUAACCAUUGAAGACUGGGUCGCGACGUCCCAAAUUGAGUUUCCGGAAAAGAAGAAAGAGUUGCCUGCUAGUGCUGUUCCUCAUGGUGGUAGCAGCAGGUGUACUCCCUCGUUAACAAACACUCCUGCUUGCUCUGGAGGACACGUACCAUUCAGACCACCUUGCAUCUUACAAAGUUAUCACCGAGACUUAUCUCCCCAAGCCCUGUGGAGCGAAGGUCGCAAUCAUGCUUCUUACUACCUACAGUCGCCACCCCUUGCUUGUCUCAGGCUGACAACGACCAGACCACCAGAUUCCUCCUGGUUACGCAGUGGUGGUAAUCCCCAAGGUGGUUGGUGCAGCAGCGCUUCGUGUCCAGGGCUCGCAACUUGGAGCGAGAGCUGCUCAUCAGCGCCACCCGCCAGCGUGUACAUCAACCAGCAGCAGGAUCAGUGGAACAAUGGCACACCAGGCUGCAGACACCGAUAUAUCGGCGGUGGUCCUCCUACUCACUUUGGAAUGGCUGGAAGUCCACCUGAGUUGCAUCAGAGGGGCAAUGACUUGCCAUGUUGGAAUGACCCAAGAUUGAUUGGAGUGCCACAAUUCGGGCAGGCAGGUCUUCGAUAUGGGCACCCUAACAAUAAGUCUUACUUUCCCAGUUAAUGUGAACCCAUGGUCUCCUACUACGUUGGCUAAUGUUGUACAGUAGCAGUCAGUCAUCUCUCGUUGUUUCCACUACCAACCUGUACAUAGAAGUCUGAAGCAGGGUAGAAGCUGUAUGAUGUAGGUGAAGCAGAACAGUGGCUUUUUUUUGGGUCUUCAGAAAGAAAGAAAAGUUUUCCUGAUUUUUAGUAGGGAAAGGUAAAGGCUAAAGGGGGUCAAAGAGAUAUCUUGGUUACAGUUGGACGAAGCAGAUGGGACUCGGGAGACGUGCUUUCAGGGCAGGGAACUGGACUUGUUGCAACAUUGGCGAUUUUUGCAUGGCUGCCAAAUCUUGAUGAUCAUAUGUACGUAGUUCUUUUCGUUCUCCAAAUUUUUAGUAGACGUUUCUCAAUCAAACGAGACUAUUUAC